Gadus chalcogrammus (walleye pollock) is the source of this 777-nucleotide messenger RNA. RefSeq names its product tetratricopeptide repeat protein 9A. Gene Ontology annotation, molecular function: protein binding. The record is from RefSeq and is a predicted model, not a curated record. The coding region runs from base 1 to 777 and encodes 258 amino acids. Lineage: Eukaryota; Metazoa; Chordata; Actinopteri; Gadiformes; Gadidae. The transcript is spliced from 3 exons.
AUGAGCGUCCGCCCGGCUGCCCAGGACGGCUCCCCCAGAGGGGAGGCUGCAGGCCCGGGGAGGAAGUGUGACAGCGGCGCGGCGGCUGGAUCCCCGCGGCACCAGCAGCAGCAGCCACCCAACCUCCGCACCAAGGAUGCCCGCUUCCAGCACCAGCAACAACAGAGGCACCACCACGGAGGGCCGCAGCUCCGGCAGCCGUCCUCCGCACACUCCGAGCCGGCCGACACGGUGCGCCGGGCGCUGGACUUCAAGACGCAGGGCACCCAAUGCUACAAGGACAAGAAGUACCGGGAGGCCAUCGGGAAGUACCACCGCGCUCUGCUGGAGAUGAAGGGUCUGUGUCGCGUGCUGGGAGACCCGGACACUGGCUCUGCUGGGACCGGGUCCAGCACCCCCAAGUCCCCGCCGUCGCUCCUCCUGACGAGCCGCGGUAAGUCCAGCCCGCUGACGGAGGAGCAGGAGGGGGCCGUGGAGAACGCGGAGCUCGAGUGCUACAACAGCCUGGCGGCCUGCCUGCUGCAGAUGGAGCUGGUCAACUACGAGCGAGUGAAGGAGUACUGUCUCAAGGUGCUCCGGAAGGAGGGGGAGAACUUCAAGGCCCUGUACCGCUCCGGCGUGGCCUAUUACCACCUGGGGGACUUCCAGAAGGCCCUGCACUACCUCAAGGAGUCCCACAAACAGGAGCCGUCCGACACCAACGUCAUCCGCUACAUCCAACUGACGGAGCUGAAGAUCCGACGCACCGCCCAGCGGGACAAGAAGGAGGCGGCAUGA